This is a messenger RNA of Closterium sp. Naga37s-1, 5196 nucleotides long. The record is from the annotation of a GenBank genome assembly. Lineage: Eukaryota; Viridiplantae; Streptophyta; Zygnematophyceae; Desmidiales; Closteriaceae.
AUGGCGCAUCCGACGGCUCCCGUAAGCCGACGGGAUUCGCACAGCAUGCAGCGAAUUCUGGCGGCGGCGCGUUGGCUAGCAGCGGCAGCGACGCUCGGCGCGCUGAUAUGGACCGUUUACGCGUGGACAGUCGCGCUGCCAGCUCCCGUCCCGGCUAACGUGGCACCACCGUGGUCGUUCUCGGAGGAGCGCGCCAUGGAGCACGUGCGACGGCUGGCCGCCAUUGGUCCGCACGAAUUCGCGUCGCCUAGGCUGGAACAGGCGAUGGAGCGGCAGCAGCAGCGGCAGCAGCAGCAGCAGCAGCAGCGGCAGCAGCAGCGGCAGCAGCAGCGGCAGCAGCAGCGGCAGCAGCAGCGGCAGCAGCAGCGGCAGCAGCAGCGGCAGCAGCAGCGGCAGCAGCAGCGGCAGCAGCAGCGGCAGCAGCAGCGGCAGCAGCAGCGGCAGCAGCAGCGGCAGCAGCAGCGGCAGCAGCAGCGGCAGCAGCAGCGGCAGCAGCAGCGGCAGCAGCAGCAGCAGCAGCAGCAGCAGCAGCAGCAGCAGCAGCAGCAGCAGCAGCAGCAGCAGCAGCAGCAGCAGCAGCAGCAGCAGCAGCAGCAGCAGCAGCAGCAGCAGCAGCAGCAGCAGCGCAGCAGCGGCGGCGCAGCAGCAGCAGCAGCAGCAGCAGCAGCAGCAGCAGCAGCAGCAGCAGCAGCAGCAGCAGCAGCAGCAGCAGCAGCAGCAGCAGCAGCAGCAGCAGCAGCAGCAGCAGCAGCAGCAGCAGCAGCAGCAGCAGCAGCAGCAGCAGCAGCAGCAGCAGCAGCAGCAGCAGCAGCAGCAGCAGCAGCAGCAGCAGCAGCAGCAGCAGCAGCAGCAGCGUGCAUGGGCGUGGAGGUGCAGCAUGCAGCAGCGGGGUGGCUGCCCAUUGGCAAGGGCCUCACAGUGGGGGGGGGCACCAUGACCAUCGCCCCUGGAGUGGGCGACUGCAGCAGCAACGUGGCGGUGAUGCUGGAGCUCAUUCGCAACGUGCUGCAUGCCCUCGCACGCUCCCCUGCCACCGGGGAGGAGGAGGGCGGUGCAGAACGACGUGGUCACCCCUGGGCGCACUCAGUGCGGGCGUUUAUUGACCUCGAGGCCAUGGGGAUUGGAGGGCCCUCCUCUGUCUUCCAGGCGGGUCCAUCGGCAUGGCUACUGCGCAUGUUCCAAGCAUCUGCCCCUCGCCCGCUCGCCAUUGUGUUCGCUCAGGACAUCUUCCGCAGUGGGCUGUUGAACGCGGGCACUGACUUUGCGGUGUAUCAGGCCAAGGGGGGGCUGUCUGGGCUCGACUUUGUGUUCAUGAAGAACAGUGCCGUCUACCACACCAAGGUGAAUGGGUUUUGUUUGACGCUCUCCCCCUGCUGGAACCGGGCUCCCUGCAGCAUCUGGGCGACAACCUCCUGCCCUUCCUGCUUCUAUCUCUCAAACCCCUCCCCUCUCCCCCUCACCUCCCCCCGUCCUCCCCCCUCCCACCAGUUCGACGCUCUCCCCCUGCUGGAACCGGGCUCCCUGCAGCAUCUGGGCGACAACCUGCUGCCCUUCCUGCUUGCCAUCGCCCGCUCCCCCCUGCUCGCCCUGCAGCCCUGCCACCCCGCUCCCUGGCACCAGGGGGGAGGGCGCGCAGACGGGCUUGGGGCUGCGAGAGAUGGGGGGAAGGGAAGGGAGAGGGGCGAGAAAGGAGUGGAAGGAGGAGGUGGUGGAGGUGAAGGGGGGGCGGUGAAGUUCAAGCCGAGUGAGGCGAUCUUCAUGGAUUUGAUGGUGGGUGUUCUUGCUGCUCCUGCUGCUGCUGCUGCUGCUGGUGCUGGCUUGAAUCCUGUUCACGUCCCUCUCUUCCAUUAUUUACCCUUCACAUAUUUCCCCUUCCUCCCCUCCCUCUUCCUCCCCAAUCCCGUUCUUCCUCCCCAACCCCAUUCUUCCUCCCCAACCCCAUUCUUCCUCCCCAACCCCAUUCUUCCUCCCCAACCCCAUUCUUCCUCCCCAACCCCAUUCUUCCUCCCCAACCCCAUUCUUCCUCCCCAACCCCAUUCUUCCUCCCCAACCCCAUUCUUCCUCCCCAAACCCAUUCUUCCUCCCCAACCCCAUUCUUCCUCCCCAACCCCAUUCUUCCUCCCCAACCCCAUUCUUCCUCCCCAACCCCAUUCUUCCUCCCCAACCCCAUUCUUCCUCCCCAACCCCAUUCUUCCUCCCCAACCCCAUUCUUCCUCCCCAACCCCAUUCUUCCUCCCCAACCCCAUUCUUCCUCCCCAACCCCAUUCUUCCUCCCCAACCCCAUUCUUCCUCCCCAACCCCAUUCUUCCUCCCCAACCCCAUUCUUCCUCCCCAACCCCAUUCUUCCUCCCCAACCCCAUUCUUCCUCCCCAACCCCAUUCUUCCUCCCCAACCCCAUUCUUCCUCCCCAACCUUGCUCCCCCUUGCACACAUCCUCUCCCUCUCUCCCACUUUUCCUCUCCAUUCCAGGCACGGCAUCUGCUUGUCAUCCCCACCACCACUGCAACCUUCGCCUACCGCAUCCUCCUCUCCCUCACCUUCCUCCUCCUCGCCCCCUCCAUCCUCUCCUCCCCUCUCACCUUCCUCGUCUCCCUCGUCUCCCUCCUCCUCACCCUCCUCCACUCCCUCCUCCUCCCGCUCUCCGUCGCAUUCCUCCUCCCACUACUCUUCCCCUCCACCCCGACCCCCUUCCUCUCCCUCCCGCUCCUCCUCCUCCCGCUCUUCGCUGCACCAGCAGCAGCAGGCGCCCUUCUUGGCUCCUCCUUAGGCAGAAUUCUCCUGCUGAACUGGCUAGGCCGGGCUAACACAGGCAGAAACAGCAGGGAGAUGAGAGAGGGGGGAACGGAGGAGGCAGGGAGGAGGGAGAGGAAUUUCAUGCACUCUCUUGCACCUGACACCAUCCCUUCCCACCCCUCUUCCUCCCCUCCCCACCCCCGCGCCCCCUCCCUCCACACCUCUUCUGCCUGCUUCUUUUGCUUGGGCGUCUCUCCUUCUGUGCCCUGCCCUUGUGCUCGUCUGCGGUGUCUCUAUCGCAUGCCUCUCCGCGUACCAACCACCUGCGUUCACCGCACACAACCCAAGGGCCGUACUGCCACAAACCCCCUACGUGUGGCUCAACCUAGCAUCUCCUUGGCACGACCUACGUCGUCGCCGCCCUCCCCUCCCACCGCCGCGAGUGCAUCACCGCCCCCCGUCGCCGCGACACACCGUCGCUGCCCCCCCCCCCCCCCCUCCCCCUUUUUUCCGCCGCCGCGCCUUCUCUGGCGCCGCCUGCACAUCCCGCCGCGACGCCUCGUCGCCGCCUCCUCCUCCCCCUGCCGCGACCCCCCGUCGCCGUCUCCCUCCCGCCGCCGCGCCUACUUCGGCGUCGCCCGCGCAUCCCUCCGCCGCGACGCCCCGUCGUCGCCUGCCCCUCCCGCUGCCGCGACGUCGCGUCGCCGCCUCCCCCCACCGCCGCCGCGCCUUCCUCGGCGCCGCCUGCGCAUCCCGCCCCGCGACGCCCCGUCGCCGCGACUUCGCGUCGCCGCCUGCACUCCCCAUCGCCGCGACCCCCCGUCGCCGCCUACGCAUCCCGCCGCCGCGACCCGCUCGUCGCCGCCUGCACGAUCCGCCGCCGCGACUUCGCGUCGUCGCCUGCACGACCCGCCGCCGCGACUUCGCGUCGCAGCCUGCACGACCCGCCGCCGCGACUUCGCGUCGCCGCCUGCGCAUCCCGCCGCCGCGACCUUCUCGUCGCCGCCUGCACCCCUUGCCGCCGCGACCUUCUCGUCGCCGCCUGCACCCCUUGCCGCCGCGACCUUCUCGUUGCCGCCUGCACCCCUUGCCCGCGCGACCUCCUGCCGCGACCUGCUCGUCGCCGCCCGCACAUCCCGUCGCCGCGACCUAACAAUCGCCGCCCCCGCAUCCUACCGCCGCGACCUGCUCGUCGCCGCCCGCGCAUCCCGCCGCCGCGCCUUCCUCGUCGCCGCCCGCGCAUCCCACCGCCGCGCCUUCCCCGUCGCCGCCCGCGCAUCCCUCCGCCGCGCCCUCCUCGUCGCCGCUCGCUCAUUCCGCCGCCACGAUUCCCUCGUCGCCACCCGCGCAUCUCGCCGCCGAACGUUCCUCGUAGCAGCCGCCUCAUCCCGCAGCAGCAGCCUUGCCGCGGACCGCUCGGCGAUCAACUGGCAUUCCUUCGUCGGGAGCAUCCGCCGUGUUCUCCAAGAUGCAUUCGUCGGACCCUACUGCGUCCUUGACGUCCUCCUCCGCCGCCCGCAAGCCCUCCAGCCCACGGCACCCAAUCACCCCGGCGAACCCCCUCCACCCCCCAUUCCUCCUGGUCCUCCUCCUCCUGAACCCACCUUGGAGAUCGCCACUUCCCCAGCGCUCCAAGAUGCCGCCGAUGCCGCAUUUCUCCAAAAUCGCCGCGAAUACCUCAUCCGCAAGGCGGAGCAUGAGGUUGCGGUACAUAACCACGACUUCGCGGUAGCGGAACGCGCCAAUCGCCUGGCGCUCCUUGAUGAGUACAAUACGGCCAUGGCGGACUACCUCCCUCGGAGCAUCGCAUGGGCCACUGCUGACAACCGCGCCUGCACCAUCCUCCUCGGCGCACUCCCUGAUACCCUCAUGCGCCGUUUCCAAGCUCGCGAGAUGCGCGCCUCCCUCAUCUGGGCCGAGCUCCAGGCCAUGUUCGAGCGUCGCGACAUCAGCUCCGUCGGCGCCCUGUUCCAGGAGUACUUCUCCAUCACCCUCGCCACUUGUGAUGGCGCAGUUGACUACGUGGGGCGCAUGCAGGAGGUCGCUGAUCGCCUUGCGGCACGCCAAGCUGCCCUCCCCGAGCCCCUGCAAAUCCACCGCCUCCUCUACAACCUCACCCCGGACUACGAGUCCCGCCUCCAUGCCUUCACUGAGGCCAACCCCAUGGCCGGCCUCGACGACGAGGUCCAGUGGAUCAUUGACACGGAGGUCAAGCUCCGCACCCCCGUUGUCAACCUUACCACCCCUCAGUCCUCCUCCUCCACCUCCCUCAACGCUACGCAGCCGUGCAACCAGGGUGGUCGCAGCGGCGGCGGCGGAGGCCGUGGAGCGGGUGGCGGUGGUGGUGGUGGAGGCCGUGGUGGUGGCGGUGGUGGUAGUGGUGGCCGUGGUGGCCGUGGUGGCGGUGGUGGUGGUGCUGGCAGCGCCCCUGCUGGAGGUGCUUGUUCCCGACACUUCUGGUAG